GGAGGCGUGAACUGAGGCGGCGCUGCGGAAGCUGAGGAGGGCAACGCGCGGGAGUAGGGGCGAGGAGCGUGGUGGCGGCUGCGGCUGGCCGCUCAGAGGACCCGGGCGGAGGUGUCUGAGAGCAGGGCCGCCGGCGCUCCCGACCAGCUCUGAGCAGGCGCCGUGGCAGCCCCCGCGCCUCCCCUGCCCGCCAUCCGCCGUCGCCAGGACGCAGGCUCGCGUCAGGGCGGGCGACUGGGCUCGCGGCCGUCGGCCUGGCGUCUCCACCACCAGCAGUCUGCCUCGCCGCGACUUCCCCGCUCCCGACCUGCCGGGCCCUGACCCUGGCGGAGAAUCUUGAGACUUUUUAUCUAAUUGGUCAUUGAUAUCUUAACAAACAUGGAGGUAAGAUUAGAAAUUUUGACAUCAACAAGCAUUAAGCAGAAAAGACCAUGGCCACGUGUCUCCUGGUUGGGAAAGGAAAAAGAAGCUGUUUUUCUUUUGGAUGAUAAAUUUGUAAAUGAAAUUAAUUUGCUAUCAGGAAAGGUAAAGAAGAAAAUUCCUAGUCUGCAACCUUUGUUGAAGGAUGCUAUUGUCCUAACAACGUCCAGUAAUGAUGCCUGGCUGGCUGGGAUACUCAUUACAGGAGAGCUUUUUCUUUGGAACAAAGAUCAAGAUUGUUUGAAAACUAUACCAAUAACUGAAAAGCCUAAGGAAAUGAUCAAAGCUACAGUAGCAAGCUCUUUGAGACCAUACUUGUAUGUAUCUGGAAAUGGGAAAAGAAUUCUGCUCAUAACACCUUCUGGAUGCAUAUUUCUUUGGGAAUAUUUGGAAUUAAAGAAUAUCUUGGCUUCUAAAAGCCUUUCAUUGGUGGGUCAGUGGUCCCAGGUCAUACCUGAAGAAGCAGUUCUCUUGCCUUCCACUGAAGAUAAAGAAGCUGUAGUGAAUGCUGUUUUUAUAAAAAACGAGUUAUUUGGAGACUGCUGCCUGUGUUCAUUUACUUUUUAUUCUGGGGAGUGCUUGAAGUUAACAUUUCUAGCAAUUCGAUGGCAUGAGAAUGUAUUUACAUCUAUAAGAUCAUUGCCAUACCAUGUUCACUGGGCUCAACAAGACUGUCAUCUCUGCAGUCUAAUUCCUAAAUGUGAAUCAGUAAAGUCAAGAGGAUCUCUAAUUUCUGCCUUUUCAAGAGAUGGCCUUACUCUGGCAGUAACUCUUAAUCAGAAAGACCCCAAGGCAACUCAGGUAUUAUUUAUAAACACACUGAAUUUUGUUACUCUCUGUGGUAGCCUUAAAGGGUGUAGUAACAAGAGUCCCGUUGUGCCAACUGCACUUAUUAGGUCCUACUGGGUAGGUGAUAUCAGCUGGACGCAUGAUAGUCUUUUUCUGGCUUGUAUGUUAAAACGUGGCUCUCUGGUUUUAUUGACCUGCCAAGGUGAAUUGCUAACAUUGAUUACAUUUGGUUGCUCUAUAGAAUUUGGGCCAGCAGAAUUUAUUCCUCUUCAUCCACUAAUAACAUAUAGACCACAGCAGUUUACAUUUCAAGAUUCAAAUAAUUCUAUAGAUUCAUCAGCUUCUGAUACUGACCCUAUGAGACAGAGAUUUUCUAUAAAAGCACACUCACGGUUACCCUACCUCGUUAUAUCUGAUGGAUAUAUGGUCACAACCCUUCGAUUUCUUGAUAACCUGUCUCCAUCAGUGCACAUGAGAUCACUUCUACUUGAUUCAGCCCAGAGGCUUGAGAAAAUAUAUCAGAGUGUGAUAUUGUCUAAGCCAAAAGGCAAAGGACUGAACUUGCGAUCACUGAAUUCCCUAAGGUUUAGUCUGUUAAAACACCAAGGAAAUGAAAGUUCAGCUGCUUUUACUGUCCCCAGAUUCUUGCAGGCAGAAGAAACAAUGAAUUUAAAUGAAAAUACAGCAGAUUUUCAGGAUUUUGAAGCAGAAGAAACUGAUGAAGACAGACACUUUCCAGACAACUUAUUUCCUUUUUGGAACAAAAGAGAUGAUCUGCUGUGUAGUAGUAUCAAGGAAGGAAGAUUGGAAUUUGCAUCUAUGUUUGAUACGAUACAUGCAAAGGAUGAUAGUGAGGAGACAGAUAGAACCAUUACAGUACUGCAUUCUAUCCAGAAAAAUCUACUUGCAGCAUGGACUAUAGGAAUUUCAAAAACUGUGACAGAAAAAAAUUUAAUGUUAAAUUACAUAGUAGUUUGUAUCACUCAUUUUUUUUACAUUCUUCAAUUUAUAAAAUGUCCUUUUCCCAAAUUUGACCUUUUUUUAAACAAAAGCUCAAGACAUAAUGCAUGGAUACUUUGUAUCUUUCAACUUUUUCAUCAGUGUUUAUCAAUCCGUUAUUGGGAUAUAAGAUACAAACAAGAUGUGGGGCAUUUGAUAAAGCUAACCUCAAAUACUAUAAAACUUUUGCUGACUCAGCAACAGAAGGGUCAGUUAUUCUCAGAGAAACUUUUAGCCUGUUUUUAUUUACUCAAAAUGGUAGCUGACAAUUUAAAUGGUGUAUACAGUCUUCAACCUGAAGUUAUUUCAGCAUCAGCUGAUGGAAGUAAAAUAACAGAUCAAGACUCAUUGGUGGUACCUAUUUUUCAAAUGUUUCGAGAUAGUAGUUCUCAGGAAAACUGGUCUUGGAACUCAUUUUUCAAGAUUCAUCCUCAAGUAGUAAGUCCUGUGCAACAGCCAGGACACAGAUUGAUUGUUCUCUGGAGAGUAUUGUACAAAAAAACUUUAUGGUAUCAAGCACAAUUAAAUCGAAGAGUUCCUGAAGGUGAUAGUCAGUUAACUGAAAAGUUGACACAUGAAGCAUCUACUGUCAAGUCCCUGUUAUGUCAUUUGCAGGCAAACCUACAGACUACUGGAGAUCACUUGAACCAAACCUUAGAACUUAAAUCUAUUGAUGGGGAAGAGUGUUUCUUAUUAGGAUCAUAUGAAAAGUCUGUUCAGCUGUGGAAAGACGCUCUACAAGAAAUCCAAGAGAAAGGAGGAAGAAGGACGUAUUUUCUUCAGAUACGCUAUUAUCUUUCCCUCUUAUACUGCCACCUCUAUAGUUAUAAUUUAAAUGAUGCUCAAGGAUUGUGUGAUCACUUAGCAAGAGAAAUCCUGAGAUGGUCCCAACUACCCGUAAAAGAAAAUAAAGAAUUUUCAGGUGCUGUGAAGUCUCAUUUUGAGUGUGGAAUGACGGACGGUGUUCAUCCUGAGGCAGCUGUGAGAGUUGUCCAGUCCAUGGCUCGUUUCAUGGCUGCCUAUUUCACCAAUCAGCAGCUUUGCAUUUUGCCACCUCACCAUGUGAAUGUUCUUCCUCCACUUCAUAUUAAAACAGAGCAGUCCUUUCGACUUAUUCCUCUGCAACACUGUAAGGUGGCCAGUGUUGUUAGAGAUCAGAAGCUCUCUAAUGUGUGGACAGUUGACUAUGCACUUGAAUUACUAUUUAUUGGUGGCCUGGUUCCAGAGGCUGUGUGGUUGACACAUAAACUUGGAGACUGGAAGACAUCUGUUUCAAUUGGUGUGGCUUUCCAGCUGUUCUGUAAACAUGAUAGCAAUUUUAUGAGGUCCAAGAAAAAGAGUCAGAAUCUACCACUAAAUAUGACUCCAGCACAGAUUUUUCAGGAAAAGCUGCAGUGUUUUUUAGGUCAACCAGCCUCUUUAGAAACAAAAAAUGAAAUGGGCUCAAAAUAUAAACAGUUUACAGAUCCCGUUGAAGAGGAAGAUGCAAAUCUACUAUUUGGUUCAAUACAAGAAGUACUGAAAGCAUCAGUUAUGGCUGAUGCAGAUAUUCUUUCAGAGACAUUUCAACUUCUGAUAGACUCUGCCAAGGACUUCAGUAAGAGACUGUGGGGCUUAGUGCCCGUUGGCUUGUAUCUUCCAGCUCCUCCAUUGUACUGUCCCCAGCCAGCUAUUCUUAGUGAAGAAGAUGGUGAUGAUCUUCUUUUAAAAGCUGAAAAAGAUAAUCGCCAAAAGGUAUCUGGAAUCCUUCAGCGUGUUCUUCUGCUUUUCCGGGCGGCUCAGUGCUCUUUUCCUAUAGCACAGUGGUAUAUCUUGCAGUUGAGGUGGGCAAGAAAAGUCAUGCAUAAGAUUCGAAUGAAAGGAUCCCUUCCUUCAUUGAGUCCUUUUCCUCAGUCAUUACUUAAUUACUGUAAAGGAGAUAUCACAUUCUUUAGACCUGGAGCAGCUGGAGAUCACAAGCUUGAUGAAGCUUCCAUUAGAGCAAUAGGUAGCUUCAGAGAACUUUGUGCUUUGUGUUGGAUUCUGCAUGUCCGUGAUAAGUUAUCCUAUAAUUGCAGGCAAUAUCAGAAAGCAAGAGAAAAUGUAAAGGGAGAAAAGGACCUCAAAGUGGAGUUUGAUUCUUGUAUGGUUGAGCACUGUCUUAGUGCGGUGGAAUGGGCUUAUAGAAUGCUACCUUUCUCUCGGUUUUUUAAUAUGGAAGAACUUAUUCAGGAUAUAAUUUUGAGCCUUAUUGGAGAACUGCCACCAAUUAGAAAGGUAGCAGAAAUUUUCGUGAAAGCAUUUCCCUGUCCUGAAGAUGUGAGGGUUCCCUUAAGAGACAAAUAUCACUCUCUUCACCAGAGACUCAGACACUGUGUUGUGAAAGUGUCAAGAAAUGUCCCAAAUUGCAUGGAAUUAGCAUCGAUUGGUAAGCCCCCUGAUAAAAAGAAAAUGUGUAAUCAGAAAGAAAAUCCUGCAAGGAAAGAAGAUCAUGAAAAGUUAUUACGAAAUACACUUCCUGUAAUAGGUGUUUGGGAAUUUGAACGUGAUGAUGAUGAAUAUAUUAAAUUCCUUGAUCUCUUCUUGAGUUACAUUCUUGAAAGAGACCUACUUAAUUUGAGGGAUGCUGGCAUUCCAUUUCUAACCAGUUUUUCUGAAAAGCUUAGAGAACAUGAACUUAAUUCUGUACUUUUUGAUGUACGUGCAACAUUGAAACGACGUCAGGGCAAAACUAAAAGCCAGAAUGUGUUUAGAGCUGGUUCUUGCUUUGUUGUUGAUCCUGAGUCCUCUGAAGCAGAAAAAUCAUCCUCUCUAAAUGAUGAAUAUGGCACACAUUUAGAAAACCAGGCACUUUCAUCAUCAGUACUGGUUAAUCAAGGGAUCAAAUCUUUUUUAGAAUAUCCUUUGAAUGAAGUCAAUAAGAAUGAAGGAAUGAGAGGAUUAUUUGGUUUAAAACAGAAGUCAAUUUACAGAAUACAAGCUGACACUAGAGAGAAAUGUCUUAUCCAGAGAUCAUCAAACCACAUUUUUUGGACUCCCAAGCACAUUAAAACUAGAAAACGUAUUUUCAAAGCUGUUCAGUGCAAUGAUAUUAAUCCUCAAGAAGAUCUUCCGUUAGCACUAAAUAACACAUUUGGCAGUAUAGGAAGACUGCUGGAAUGGAUGAUAAGGUGGUCUAAUAGACGACUACUCUGUGAUUCUGGUAUAACUGAGUCAUCCUCUGAGUACAGUCCAGUAAUUCAUGUAAAGACCUCUACAGCUGCCAUUCUUACAUCAUUAUGGCUUUUGGAACAACCCUAUUUUGCUACAUAUAAGGCAAAAAAUGCCAUUAUUAAGAUGGUAGAAAAUCGUGACCCUGGGUAUCAGAUUGGACCCAAUAUUGAGAGGGAGAGCAAAACAGUUGCUGGUGGUUCAGUUGCAGUAGCAACUCCAGAUGGAACUGAGGACAGAAAUGGUCAGAAUAAAUCUUGUCAAAAUAUCUUGAAUAGAAUGCCAACUGAAGCAAAAAAUUCUGAUAUAAAAGAAAUCAAUGAUGAUAUUAUUUCCAUCAUUCAUGAUACUAAAAAAGAAUUUAUAGAUAUUGAUGAGAAUCUUUUAAAAGUAGAAGCAUUUAUACAAGAGGAAAUGGAUAUACACAUGUCAGACUAUAAAGAAGACAUCAAAGAAUCUGUUGGAGGUUUCAGAAGUCCCAAUCUUGCCAUUUGCAUGAUGACUUUACCACAGCAGUUAGAAGAACAGUUUACAGAAGAGGUUCAGUCUCAAAAGGAAGAACUGCUGGAGACAAAUAUGGAGGAAAAAUCGACUGAACAGAAGAGUAUGAUUGAAGGCUUUUCACUUCCUGAUCAUACCACUCUUCAAUCAAUGCAAGUAGAUACAAGUUCAGAAAUUUCUAGUGCACAGAUUUCUACAUAUAAAGACAAAUCUUCCUCACUUCCACCUCUGAUAUCAAAUGGAGUCAAUGUUGCUUCACAAACACCUGUUCCAACACCUCAGAAGACCCAGAGAAAUGAAUGCAGGGAUCAGUUACCAGAUUGUUCUGAUUCCAUUAGGCAAAUGCUCCAAGAUGAAAUGUUUAAAUUAGUUCAGCUGCAGCAGAUCAACUUCAUGAGCCUAAUGCAAAUAGUAGGAUCAUCCUUUGCUAACCUCCCCAAUACGCAACAACUUCUACAGCAGUCUCAGUCUGUGCGUUUAGGGGGAAGCCAAGAAUCAAACCUAAGAGGAUGUGGUGAUGUUGAAGACAGCAACAAAAAUCUUGAGGAGAGAUUUUUUAUCAAAUCACAGUCAAUGGGAGAGAACACCAGAGAGCCUCACAAGAAUAGCCCAUACUGCCAUGAAGGAACUAUCCCAUCUGGUCAAAAUAGAAAUGAAAAUGUACAGAGUGUUCCACAUGGGAGUAUUCCUCUAUGUCAAUUAAAUGGCCUGCCCCAGAAAAGAGGACCAAUUCCAUCAUCUCAAAACUUACCAUCCAGUUUGUUUUAUCCAGCUCCUGCUGAAAAUACUAACCUCUACCUUUUGUCCACACCUUCUGUUGUUCAGAAGGCACCUAGACUUAUCCCACAUGCAAAAACAUUUAGUCCUGGUGAUGGUUUUCCCUUGCUUCAAUUUAAGCCUAAGCAAGAAUUCAAACCCCUUUUCUUACAUACAGGGAGCCUUCCACAAGUUCCCUUCAAGCCUCUGCCACAACAAAGAGAGGCUUGGGGAUUAUCUGAUUCCUUCCAGCCUGAUCCACCAGAAAGAGUGGCACAAACUAUACCAGCACCCCAUUUGAAUGUAAGCCAGUAUAAUACUGAAGCCAAAAAAAAAGAAGCUGAGCGCAAGACAUGGGCAGGAACUGUAAUUACAGAAAUUCCUAAGCAUGUGAACUUGGAUCAGUAUGUUGGACAAGAAAACUUGAGACCUCAACAGGACUCUUCAGUGUUUAUAAAACCAGAAAAACUAUUUGAUGUUAAGCCAGGGCCCCUUGAGAUACCUCCUCACCAUUCCUUUGGACUUCCGUUACUAUACCUGCCACUUAAACCUCCUGAUAGGUUUUCAUCAACCUCAAGAGCCUCAGUUACUGUUCCCUCAACACUCAUCCAACCUGUAGCAGAAGAAAGAAAAUACCCAAGCCUGUUAUUACUUCAUUCACAUUUGUCCCCAGAAAAUAUGUGCAAAAACCCACAACUUAUCCCACUUGAAAACCUCAUUGCGUUUAAACAAAGCCAACAGAAACUAACACAUAAUUUAUUUGAGCAAGGUGAUGCUGGACACCUUCAACUUCUAAAGGCCAAAAUAGAACCACCUGAAGUAAGACAAGGAAAGGACAGUAAAAAAAGGCAAAGAAGAAGAGCUGAGAAGCAGCUGGAAGAAAAAAGAUCUGAGAAACUGAGGAGAAAACCAAGUGUGACUUUUCGACCAGAGGAUUCCAUCAUUAAUAAUGAUGAUUCAGAAAUCAUUAAGCAACCCAAGGAACAACAAGAACAUUGUGAUUCCCAUCCUUUGGAUGACUUCGACAUUCCUUUUGAAAUGCUACAAGAUGAUAAUACUUCAGCUGGAUUACAUUUCAUGGCCUCUGUGAAAAAGAAAGCUAUAGGAAGUCAAGAUGCAAGUACAAAUACAGACCCAGGACAUGAGCCUUCGAAUGCUCCUCAGCUCUUGGUCCCAGAUGUAUAUCUAAAUCUGAAGCUUUCCACUGAAAUAUCAGAGAAACCUUUGUCACCCUCAAUACCUCAUACAGUAGCAAACUCGACUGGACAUACUUAUAUAAAUGUGAUUGACAUUGAAGCUGAUGAUCUUCUACAGGAAUUACCUGUGAGAGAAGAGCCUUCAAAUGGUAAUGUUAUCAAACAGCAAAGUGAUCAUCUAGAAGUUCCAUCAUCUGCAGAGUUACAUUAUAUGGCAGCUUCAGUUACUAAUGCUGUUCCUCCACAUAAUUUUAAGAGUCAAGAGGUGACUCCCACUUGUCUAGAUGGAAAAAGCUUGAGAGCAGGCAUUACUGAAGUGAAGGAGCCUAGUGUCACCUCACCUGCACCAUCAGACAUACAGCAGAACAAAGAUCUGCCAGAACCAGAGUUCCAAUUCAAAGGACAGAGCACAAAACCAGACUCUGCAGAUUAUUUGUUAUGGAAACUGCUGCAAGGUAUCUCUGCAGCUCGCCCUGCACCAAGCUCUACAGCUCACCAACUAGAGCAUCUCACUGCUAAGCUUCAGAAAAUUGACGAGCAGCUGCUAGCAAUACAGAACAUUGCUGAAAACAUAGAGCAGGAUUUCCCCAAGCCUGAAAUGCUAGAUCUACAUUGUGAUAAGAUUGGACCAGUGGAUCACACUGAAUUCUCUUCUGGCCCUGAAUUCAAAAAAACAUUAGCUUCAAAAACCAUUAGCAUUUCUGACAAAGUGCAUUUGUUGACUCAUAUGGAUGAAGAAGAUCAAAGUGACAAAAAGGAGACUUCAGAACCCGAAUUCUCAAUAACGGAAAAUCAUUCUGGUCAAAAAACCCAUGUGUUUUCUACUGCUGAUUCAGCUGUCAGCCUUUCCAGUGACCAGAAUACUACUUCUCCUGUCAUGAUAUAUCUUAUCUGCAUAACAAGUUUAAAAGCAAAUGAUGUCUUGCUUGUUAAAUUUCUCAGAAUUCAGCAUUCUUCUGGCAGACAUCCACAAAGAGCUGACAAGGAAAGAAGAAAGAUUCGAGCCUGGAUGAAAAGAAAACGAAAAGAAAGAAUGGCGAAGUACUUAAAUGAGCUGGCAGAAAAGAGAGGGCAAGAACAUGAUCCUUUCUGUCCCAGAAGUAAUCCACUUUACAUGACUUCAAGGGAAAUCAGGUUGAGUCAAAAGAUGAAGCAUGAAAAAGACAGAUUGCUGCUCUCUCAACACUACACUCGUCGAAUCUCACAAGCAUACAGUCUGAUGAAUGAACUGUUAUCUGAGUCAGUACAGCUACCAACAACUGCAUGGAAACCAUUGCCUAACAAAUCCAGCCCUGCUCAGUUUUCCAGAUAUCAACACUGCCCUUCUCCAAGAGGAGAGAAUCAGCCUGGUCACAGUUUUCUGAAAAAUCGACCUGGAAAAGUCAAAUAUACAUUUAAACCUAGUUGUAUCCAUAAGAAGUCUUUUGGGCAACCUCAAGACUCAUCUUUGCCACGUGGAACUGCCACUUUCACCAUACAGAAAAAAGCUGGUAGAGCCAAAGCAGUAGUAAGAAAAGUUAUGCAGUCUCCAGUUAUCUUCCAAAGAGGCUCUCAUGCUCCAUGUCAUAGUCUGCAGCAUAUAAAAAAACAUGGAAGUGCUGGGCUUGCACCUCAAACCAAGCAGGUGUGUGUAGAGUAUGAGAGAGAGGAGACUGUGGUGAGUCCCUGGACAAUACCUUCAGAAAUCCAUAAGAUUCUUCACGAGAGUCACAAUACCCUUCUACAAGACUUGUCUCCAACUGAAGAGGAAGAGCUGGAGCAUCCUUUUGGGGUGGGUGGCAUGGACAGUGUGUCUGAGAGCACUGGCAGCAUCCUCAGCAAGCUGGACUGGAACGCCGUCGAAGACAUGGUGGCCAGCGUGGAGGACCAGAGCCUGUCUGCUCCCUGGGCUCUGGACCUGUAAGACAUGGAUAUCAUCCUGUUUCCAUGGACAGGCCAGCACCUCAGUAAUGUGGUUGUGAAAGUAUGGGACAGAAGCAAUGAAAGAAGUAAUGUGAAUUUACCACCUGCUGUCAUAUUACUACCUGGAUUAGUCAUUUCAAGAGGAAAAAUAAACAUUUCUCAAUAACUUUAACUUCAUGGGGAAAAGGUUGUUUGAUUAUAGAUGUAUUAAAUGUUUUUGUAUUUGAUGCAUCAUUAGGCAUAGUUUUUAAAAUGAUAAGUACCUUUCAAGUUUGCAUAACCUACUUUCAAUAAAACCCCUCUAUCUUGCCUCCUC
This is a messenger RNA of Cebus imitator (Panamanian white-faced capuchin), 10068 nucleotides long. It is a transcript of the gene CPLANE1, whose product is annotated as ciliogenesis and planar polarity effector 1. The coding region runs from base 379 to 9753 and encodes 3124 amino acids. NCBI's taxonomy places the organism in Eukaryota, Metazoa, Chordata, Mammalia, Primates, Cebidae. Gene Ontology annotation, cellular component: ciliary transition zone. The transcript has 51 exons. The record is from RefSeq and is a predicted model, not a curated record. Gene Ontology annotation, biological process: cilium assembly.